GACGCUUGUAAGCAUUUUCUCGUUCCAAAGAAUUGAAUAUUUGAAUUGAAUUGAUUCCCCAAUUUCAAUCUUUCCCUCAUUAGUUUUAGGGUUUCGCUUGCUUCCCUUUCUCACCCAUAAUUGAGUCUAAAUUUGAUUCAAGAUCCUCUCUUUCAACUCUGCGUUCUCGGCACGACAAUAGUCAUUUUAGGAUCUUUCUGGUCCGGGGUGUCUGCUUGGUAGGACUUCAUUUCUGGAGAGUUUGGUUUAAUGUCUGAAUCAGAAGCUCAGCUUCCUACUGCCUUUGUUGCUGAUGUUCUAUUGUGGAAGAGGUGGCAUGUUUCCUUGGGUAUCAUUGUUGUUGCAACAGUUGCCUGGGUCCUAUUUGAGUGGACCAGUUUACCAUUUUUAACAAUUUGUUCAGAUGUUUUGCUGAUUUUGAUCGUACUGUUGUUUCUGCAUGCUAACUAUGCUGCCCUUAGAAAUAAACAACCACCAACAUUACCUGAACUAGUUGUGUCAGAGGAGAUGGUUAAUAAUGUAGCAGCUUCAUUUCGGGUCAAAAUCAACAAUAUGCUUCUUAUAGCUCAUGACAUCACUAUUGGCAAGGAUUUUAGAAUUUUUUUCAAGGUGGUGAUUUGUCUAUGGCUCUUGUCUGUCAUUGGCAGCGCCUUCUCCUUCUUCACACUCGCAUAUAUUGGAACCCUUCUUAUGAUUACUAUCCCUGCAUUGUACAGCAAAUAUGGGGGUUAUGUAGAUAAAUGUUGUGGAGUUAUACAUCGCCAAUUUUCAAGACAUUAUAGGAUAGUUGAUGAGAGUGUUUUCAACAGACUGCCACGUAAUAUAUCAAAGGACAAAGAGUCUUGAUUUUCAAGGUCUUCCAACCCAGUUCAUGUUCCUUUUGGUGAAAUUAACUAUUUCAUGUUCUGAACUUCGGAGAAAGGUUGCAAGCUUGUGUGCAUAGUUUGAGGAUUUUGAUGCCUGAUUUUGGUGAUCAUUUGUUAAAAUCUUCGGGAAAAAAUUAUAUUAGUUGCACCGAUCGAUGACAGAUGCAGUUAGCAAUAUUUGAAUAUAUUGUCACUAUUUUUUUUAAUGUAAUGAUUCUUACUUACAAGUGCCAGAUACAUUUUUUUUACUGAGUUUAUAAAAUUACUUCAUAACGCGGAGUUC
Molecule: messenger RNA, 1149 nt
Organism: Glycine soja
Lineage: Eukaryota; Viridiplantae; Streptophyta; Magnoliopsida; Fabales; Fabaceae
Product: reticulon-like protein B16
Exons: 6
Coding region: 250-846 (198 amino acids)
Source: RefSeq, a predicted model, not a curated record